AUGCUUGAAUUAUUCUACAAUGUGAGAAAGAUAUAUUACUUGUUCGUUUCUAUCGUUGGUGUUCCUGUGAACUUAGUGGCGAUUGUGAUCCUGUCCCGGGGAAAGUGCGGUCUCUCGACCUGCACCACUCGCUACCUGGUGGCCAUGGCAACGGCGGAUCUACUGACCAUCACCUUUCAGGUCAUAUUGUGGCGGAUCAGUUAUUAUUACUUCCCCGGGACUUUCCUGGACAUCACCCCCGUGUGCAGUGUGAUCUGUGUCCUGGGACAGGCAGCCACUGACUGUUCUGUCUGGUUCACCGUCACUUUUACAUUUGAUCGGUUUGUCGCCAUCUGUUGUCAGAAGGGGAAAACAAUGUAUUGCUCAGGGAGAAUCGCGGCAGCGGUUCUGAUAACAAGCGGCGUUUUGUUCUGCUUUAAAAAUGUGCCCACCUUUUUUAUAUUUCUUCCUGUUAACGUGAUUGACAAUAUACCCUGGGACUGUAUUCGAAAGCCGGCCUACUUUGAGGAUCCCGGGUGGGUGGGAUUUAGAUGGUUUUCUACCGUUCUAACACCAUUACUCCCGUUCGUGUUAAUACUACUGUUCAACGCUCUGACAGUCAGACACAUUUUGGUGACUAGUCGCGUCCGUAAGGGGCUGAGGGGUCAGAGCAAGGAGGAGAACCGCAGUGACCCGGAGAUGGAGAGCAGGAGGAGGUCUGUGAUCUUACUUCUCUCCAUCUCCGGAAGCUUCAUCAUCCUGUGGUCGGUGAGUGUUGCCGAAUUCCUUUAUAACACCAUCGCCGGGUUGGAUCAGAAUAAUUACAACGAUUCGGAAUACACAGUUGAACACUCCGGAUACAUGCUGAUGAUGUUAAGUUGCUGUACAAACACUUUUAUUUAUGGGGUAACUCAGUUGAAAUUCAGAGAGCAGUUCAUCAGCGCAGUGAAAUAUCCGCUCACGGCAAUUAUUCACCUAAUAUAUAAACAAAACUUCUAA
Messenger RNA from Mobula hypostoma (lesser devil ray), 978 nucleotides. Its product is annotated as probable G-protein coupled receptor 139. NCBI's taxonomy places the organism in Eukaryota, Metazoa, Chordata, Chondrichthyes, Myliobatiformes, Myliobatidae. Gene Ontology annotation, biological process: phospholipase C-activating G protein-coupled receptor signaling pathway. The transcript has 2 exons. Bases 1 to 978 code for a protein of 325 amino acids. The record is from RefSeq and is a predicted model, not a curated record. Gene Ontology annotation, cellular component: plasma membrane. Gene Ontology annotation, molecular function: G protein-coupled receptor activity.